Molecule: messenger RNA, 3623 nt
Organism: Aedes albopictus (Asian tiger mosquito)
Lineage: Eukaryota; Metazoa; Arthropoda; Insecta; Diptera; Culicidae
Cellular component (GO): nucleus
Source: RefSeq, a predicted model, not a curated record
GUCGUCCGUCAGUUUGCUGCUGUCAAACAAAAUUGUGAGUGCAUCUGGUUUUGUGUUCGCUGUAGGACAAGUGAUAUUUUGCAGGAAAUCAGCUUCAAAUACUGUUCAAAACUUGAAAAUACGGACAUUGGCGUCUUCAGGAAGAUCGAAAUAUUCGAGAAUCGACCAACAGAUUCAUGGAUUCAACAGAGAAAUCGUAGAACUUCAACAAUCACCCGCCUUUCGUCGAUCGGCGGAGAACCACUCUCCGACACAGCACAUCGUAUAGGUCAUGUCAUGUCAACAGGCGUCCCGAGUCCAGGAAGAUCCGUAUGCCUUCACGGAGCCGGCGCCCCUUCCGGCGAACACAUCCCUCUACAAGCACUCACAUGCAGUCAACAACAGUAGUAGCGCGUCCACUGCUAGCAUUCCUGCCGUCAGUCCAGCAACACCCGUCAUACAGGCGGGGACCAGUCUGCUCACCAGUAGCAGCGGAGCUCACAAUGCCAUACAGCAGCACCGAUCCUCGGGGGCAAACCCCAAGGUGACACCCAUCAAAGUGACGCUCGUACAACCCUCGGCAGCGGCAGCCCUCAACAAGUCAAGGUUGAAUGGUAGCACUAGCGUAACGUCCGCUGCGAUCACCACCAGCGCCGGUGGGGCCGUCUUUCGAACGGUAUCUGUACCGCAAGCAACUACCAUCGUGCAGCGGAAUGCGACCGUCGUUAGCUCAUCGCUGCCGUCGCCGACCCAACAGGUGAUGGCUUCUGCCGUGGCUGGAACCAGCAGCAACACCACCGCUUCUUCGUCACCAUCCCCAACUACAGUAUUCACCAAACCCUUACAGGUUCAAAUAUCUCCCCAACAGACGGGAAAAUUCUCUCGACGUGUACUUGCCAGCAAAUCUCCGAACGUAUCGCCAGCAGCGAUCCAGACCGUGCGAAUAGUCAAAAGCCCAAGUCCCCAGCAACCGAUCGGAGGUAGGCCCAGCAUAACGCCCGAUGCUCGGAGAUAUCUCAAUCAUUCCAGCAACAGUCUGCUGGGCCCUCCGCCUGCCACGACCACAGUUGCUCCAGCUCCACCCCCAAUCCAGUCUGUGUCGCCCACCAAAAUUCGUUUGAUCCAACCUCAACCGCAAGGAAAGAUAUUCCUUCACACCCCGAACAGUAGUAACAGCUUGGCUGCGGCGACUCAUAUUUCCAACCCUGCUAGCAUAGCAGCCCUACGGAACACCUUGGCCCGCCAGAAUCCCUCGCUACUGAAUAAGAUCCCCAACAUAACGACUUCGCUCCAACAACAACAACAACCGAUCAACAACGCUAACAGUACAGCUCUUCCAACGGUCAGACAGAUCUCCGCGACGUCUAGUUCGAUCAACAUCCGACGGUCGUCACCACCGACAAACCAAACGAGUCUUGAAACCGCCACCACGACAGUUCCACCACCUCCCUUCGCUCCGUCACCUACUUCGACCACACCGGUAACUGUUUCCACAUUAACCUCCCCGGCAAACCUUCUAGCGGCAUCCAAAUCCAUUCCCCAGAACCCCAACUUACUGGCAAGUCAACGUUCUCGAACUCCCACGUCAAUUCUUAAACCUCCUCAGCCUCCUGCCCCACUGCCACCACAGAACGAUGUCCACGAUUUCACGAUCCCCUCCUUCAUCAUUCCCAAGAAUGAAAUUAAAGCAGAACCACAGCCUCCCCCUCCUCCCUCUCCAAUUGCUCCACCUCCUUCGAUUGUUCCAACAAUCCCCAAGCCGCCCGUCGAAAAACCAUCCUUUGCAACCCCAAGUCCAACCCCGCCCGCACCCAAAACGCAGGCCAGAGGCCGCCCAUCGCUACAAGAUCGUACGACAUCGGAGGCCAAGUCCUCCCAACAUCAUCCGCAAGGCCCCACCGGAAAGCGAAUGAAGCGAUCGUACAGUCGAUCGUCGCAUCACGAGACCCUCGAAAGGAUACUUCCGCAGGGGCACGUCAAAGAGGAGGUGGAUGUGGACGACUCCGGCGAAAGCAAAACUCAACCCGCCACGGUUCGCAUGUCCAAGUGGAAACCUCCCGGGGCCAUUGCCGUUCCGAUGAACCGCGAGUGGCACGCCCCGGAUUCGUACGUCUUCGAUAUCUGCGCUCCCGGAUCGGCGAACUACAACCAGUUGGGCACGGCACCUUGCGUUCAGGACGUUUGGUUCAACGAAGUCUACGCCAGCUCGGAGAUGGACACGGAUAUGGCGACUGGGAUUCUCGGCGGGAUCCGAGCGAAAAAGCCUGGCGCCAAAAAGGGUGACGAGCAGAAUGGUAAACUGCUACAGUUGAAUCUCGACGCUGCUGCGAAUGGUGGCACAAGUUCGGAACUAAAGAAACUGAGCCGAGACGAUAGGCUGGAGCUGAAACGAGCGCAACUCCGACGCAAAACGGUGCAAUACUGGAACGGGCAGAAACUGCGGGGUAACCUACUGUCACGGAAGCGAUUCAGGGAUGUGGAGAAGUUGCUGAGCAAGAUGGACCACCACCGGCAGGUGACGCUGAAGCGAAAUGGCGGUGUGGCACAGCCGAAAUGCCAGCGACAGGGUUGCGAUCAGGUGGCUCUCCUUGCAACGACCCACUGCUAUCAGCACAUAACGGACAACGCGGAGCAGCGACUGUUCCAGCAGUGUACGGCCAAGUUCUCCGACAAUAGUCAGUGCCGGGUGCCGGUGUUUGACAUCAGCCACGAGCUGAUCCUCUGCCGGGAGCACGCCUGGAAGCACGAUAAUCAUGACAAAAUGUCCGCCGAAGUCAAGUUGCUGAAGAAGCCCGGGGCCGCUGGAAAUGCCGCUGCGAAGAAGAAACAACCAGUGGUCAAGCAACAGCCAAUGGCGACAUCCGCUCGGACAGCUGGUUCCGUUCCGGCGACGGAUAAGUCCAAGAAGAAGAGCAAGAAAAAGAAGCUAACCCCGCUACAGCAACAGGUGGCACUCCAUCAGCAACAAUACAAACAACAGUAUUCGAAACCGACAUUACCUCCGCCAGCUUACGGAACCGUAUCUGGAGCUUCCGGGACGGUGCAGCUCGUUCCGAAGUCGAACAUGAUCCGUCAAACAACGGGAAGCAGUCUGUUGCAACAUCACCAGCAGCAGAGGCUACAACAACCCCAGAAUAACCCCAUGGCACCCGGAGUAGUACAAAUUGUCCCACCGCAGUCCACAAUCAACCGAAACGUCCACAUUCCGUUGAGUCAGCAGUUGCGACAAUCCCUCGGAGGUGCUGCCACGGCGUAUCAACAUCUGCCAACGCCGUUGGCCAUUCAGCAGCACCAGCCCCAACAGCACCUGAUUGGACGGAACCACGAUCUGAUGCUGAACAACUUUGGCGCCCAGCAGCCGCAAUCGCAACAGUCACAGUCAGUCAUAGGAUUCGAUCAGCAACACCAGCAGCAGCAGCACGUGCAGCAAAUGUUGAGCGGGGCCGCCACCCAAGAUUUGUUGAACAUUUGCGAGAACAGUUCGGCGUACGCCAGCUCCGAGGAUACCGGCGUCGGAGGGUUGUCCGAGUCGGAACUGAUGGCCGCCCAGGAUGUGAUAGAGGAAAUACCGUUCGAGAUUGGAAAUUUGAACAACGUCCUCAGUCAGUUGCCUGCCGAUGCAUUUAACGAGUUGCUCUUCAGUG